UGGAGAUCCAGCUGGCGGGGGCGUGGUGACGUCAGACGCAGUCGGUUGGUCGCUAAUCGAGGCCGGGCUCCGGGCUGUGCUAGGCCGCAGGAUGGCGGAGACCAAAGUGAUCUACCACCUGGACGAAGAGGAGACCCCGUACCUGGUCAAGGUCCCCGUGCCGGCCGCGGACAUCCGCCUGCGGGACUUCAAGGCCGCCCUGGGCCGGGGCCACGCCAAGUACUUCUUCAAAGCCAUGGACCUGGACUUCGGGGUGGUAAAGGAGGAGAUUUCGGACGACAAUGCCAAACUGCCAUGUUUUAAUGGCCGUGUGGUUUCUUGGUUGGUGUCUGCGGAAAACACUCCACCUGAGCCUCCGCCUCCUGUCACAGAUCCCAGGCCUGAGCAGUCCCCGGUUCCUCCUCCUCUGCCUCCGCCUCCGGUGGAGAGAACUAGUGGCAUUGGGGAUUCGCGUCCUCCAUCAUUUCAUCCGAAUGCUUCUGGCAGCACCGAGAACCUUGAUCAGGAAACAGAGACAGAGUCUGUGAUCUCUGUGAGAAGAGACCGUCCACGGAGGAAAGAGAGUGACGGGCAGGGACUUGCUCGAGGCGUUAAUGGCCGAACUGAACGACAUUUGGCUGGUUACGAAUCUUCAUCAACUCUCCUAACCAGUGAGAUCGAGACCAGCAUCUGUGACUCAGAGGAGGACGAUACUAUGAGCAGGUUCAGCAGUUCUACUGAACAAAGCAGUGCGUCACGACUUCUUAAACGACACCGCCGUAGACGUAAACAACGGCCUCCCCGACUAGAGAGGGCAACCUCAUUCAGCAGUGUUACAGAUUCUACCAUGUCGUUGAAUAUUAUCACAGUGACGCUCAAUAUGGAAAAGUAUAAUUUCCUGGGCAUUUCCAUCGUGGGUCAGAGUAACGAGCGCGGCGAUGGUGGCAUUUAUAUUGGGUCCAUAAUGAAGGGUGGGGCCGUUGCUGCUGAUGGAAGGAUUGAACCUGGGGACAUGCUGCUACAGGUGAAUGACAUCAAUUUUGAGAAUAUGAGUAACGAUGAUGCAGUGCGGGUCUUGAGAGAUAUCGUACAUAAACCAGGCCCCAUCAUCCUGACUGUGGCCAAGUGCUGGGAUCCCUCCCCUCAGGGCUACUUUACUCUCCCUCGCAAUGAGCCAAUUCAGCCGAUUGAUCCUGCAGCCUGGGUGUCCCAUUCUGCAGCCCUGAGCGGAUCGUUCCCCGUGUAUCCUGGCAGUGCCUCCAUGAGCAGCAUGACAUCCAGCACGUCUGUGACUGAAACUGAGCUGUCUCAUGCCCUCCCUCCAGUGUCGCUCUUCAGUUUGUCCAUACACACUGACUUAGCUUCUGUAGUAAAGGUGAUGGCGUCUCCGGAGUCUGGUCUUGAGGUUCGCGAUCGCAUGUGGCUGAAAAUUACCAUUCCCAAUGCCUUCCUUGGCUCUGAUGUGGUUGAUUGGUUGUACCAUCACGUGGAAGGAUUCCAGGAUCGCAGGGAGGCCCGCAAGUUUGCCAGUAACUUAUUAAAAGCUGGAUUCAUUCGUCACACUGUGAACAAGAUUACUUUUUCCGAGCAGUGUUACUACAUCUUUGGGGACCUUACCGGCUGUGAAAAUUAUAUGGCUAAUCUAUCUCUGAAUGAUAACGAUGGUUCGAGUGGAGCCUCAGAUCAGGACACUCUUGCUCCUCUGCCUCUCCCUGGAGCUUCACCAUGGCCUCUGCUCCCCACCUUUUCCUAUCAGUAUCCAGCCCCUCACCCAUACAGUACACAGCCGCCAGCUUACCAUGAGCUCUCCUCCUACAGUUACGGUGUGGGCAGUGGUGGGAGCCAACACAGUGAAGGUAGUAGAAGCAGUGGCUCCACACGCAGUGAUGGGGGCCAUGGUGUACAGAAGGAGGAUCGCCCUGGCACUGGUGGCGGAGCAGAGUCUAAAUCUGGUUCUGGAAGCGAAUCUGAAUAUUCAACCCGCAGCAGCCUGAGACGAGGGGCAGGAGGAAAUAGUGGACCCGCCAGUGACCGCUCUGCUUCCUCUCGACCUCAACCUUCUCCUCACCAUCAUCCACCAUCACUUCACUCCUACCCUGCUCCUGGUCUCCCUCUCUCCUAUAAUCCAAUGAUGCUCAUGAUGAUGCCACCACCCCCUCUUCCGCCACCUUCCUCUGUUCCUCCUGGUGGUCAGCCUCUGGUACGUGACCUUGCAUCAGUUCCCCCUGAGCUAACUGCCAGCCGCCAGUCCUUCCACAUGGCCAUGGGCAAUCCCAGCGAGUUCUUUGUUGAUGUCAUGUGAUACAGGCCUGACUGUGACGUAGCUAGCUCCACACCUGCCUAGUCCUGGACUUGGUCAUUAACACUCCGUAGUUUUAAGGAAUUCCUGUAUUCUAUGCAGAUUAAUCUAGCAUUAUUCAAUCGAACAGGACUGGUCAGAUUCCUCAUAUUGUUGGGAUUAGCGUGGAUAUUUCGAUAGGAAAGAAUCUGUCAUGUUCCUUUGGAGGUAGAUGUAUCUCAGCAUGUUUCUGGCUGUUGGGUUAAGCUUUGUCUAAGGCUAUGUCCAUGAAGAAGAAAAGAAAAUGGUACGCUGCUCGCGGUACAACUGACCAUGUUCCUGGGAGUUUGACUGGUGAUUCCUGUUCAGACCAGGUCCGGAGGUUUCACCGCUUUACUCCAAAACACUAAAUGUAGCAUUAAUUACCGGACUCCACCCUAUAUCCAACGCACAUGUAUGUAUCUAUAAGCAGACGCUGGGCGUGAUCAUUAUAUGAAGUAUUUUUAAUCUCCUUUUUACCAGUGUUUUUUUUGAAUGGCGUUCCUAUGUACAGGGGCCUUGUAACAGGGUUUUUAUUUUUGUGGGGCGGGGGGUUAAUGGUGAUUAGUUCUCCACUUCCUGUGGUAGGGUGUGAGUCUCUCUACCAGCCCCUUCCACGACAAAGCAAUGGCUGUGAAAUGACCCCUCUACUCCCCCCGAUUUCCUCCUCUAUUGCAGGAGACUAUAUAUUCAUGUGCCUUAUUCUCUUUGGGGUCUCCCAGAGGUGGAAGACAUUGUACCUGUGCCAAGGAAGCUCGUGUCCCUGACCCAUUGCUGACAGGUAAACCCUGAAGUUGGAGAUGGUUUAACAAGAGCACGUGCUAUUCACCCUCCUUGUAAUGUCACAUGUUGGUGACACUGUUCCCAUGUGCCUUACGUGACGUGCCCCUAGGAAUACAACCUGUGCAAUGUGUUUAUAGGGGUGCUUAUACAAAGCAUCUAAGCAAAGUGUUUUAUGGGAGUAAAAUGUGAGAAUCGGUUGCUUUUUACUGCCUGCUCUUCACUAAUCAAUUGGAAGUGCCUCACUUAUUGCCCUUUUUAUGUAUUUAUUACUUUUUUUU
Messenger RNA from Pelobates fuscus (common spadefoot toad), 3357 nucleotides. RefSeq names its product dishevelled segment polarity protein 2 (gene DVL2). Gene Ontology annotation, molecular function: frizzled binding. Bases 92 to 2281 code for a protein of 729 amino acids. Gene Ontology annotation, biological process: intracellular signal transduction; canonical Wnt signaling pathway. Gene Ontology annotation, cellular component: cytosol. The transcript is spliced from 15 exons. The record is from RefSeq and is a predicted model, not a curated record. Lineage: Eukaryota; Metazoa; Chordata; Amphibia; Anura; Pelobatidae.